UACGUAAGCGCCCGAAACCGCCCGUAACGUCCUGUACGGGAUCGCCCGAUGUCGCCCGAAAUGACGGUCGGUAAAACUCGGUAAUUUUCCACUCGGAACAAAACUCUCACGUGACUAACGACAACUGGAGUGUACUGUAAACAUAGCAGUAUUCAAAAUGGCGGCCUCCGUGAAAUUUUUUAUAUUGAAGAGUUUUGUGUAAAAAUGAAGGUUUUUCGUUGAAUUUUUGAAUGGCGUCAUCGGAUUCAGACGGCGAUUUUAAUGGAUUCGAUUCUUAUGACGUUGAAUGUGCCGAAUUGAAGCAAAAAGAGGUAAUAAAUGACCGUGAAUUGGAUGAUAAUUUUGACGAUGAAAGUGACAUUGAAAUUGAACAAGGACUGGAAUACGAUUCGUCUGGAGAGUCUAGCAGCGAAAAUGAUGACUUUGAGGACAUAUUAAAUAGGGACGAUCUCGAAUGGAGUCAGAUUACUCGCAAGGUAAUUAUCAAACGUUUUUCGGCAAAACAAGGACCGACUAAUUUUCCAAAUGUAGGUCAGAUUGACAUAGUUGAUGGCGCCGGAGAUGGUUCCAAGUUGCCUCCAGCUUCCGCAUAUUUUGAUCAGUUGAUUCCUAAUACUUUUUGGGAGACAUUGAAAUUAGAGACAAACCGUUAUUCAUCUCAAAAUGGACGUGAUGUAAAUAUAUCAGUGAGUGAACUGAAAACUUUUAUAGGUAUUACAAUGCUGAUGGGGUUGAUUGUUUUGCCGUCCCUGAAACAAUAUUGGUCGUCAGACCCCUCGUUGAACAGUGACUUCAUAAGGAAGUGCAUGUCUCGUGACAGAUAUUUUGCAAUUCAAAGAGAUUUGCAUCUCACCGAUUCUACUAAACAGCCAGCUAAGGGUGCAGAUGGUUUUGAUCGUUUGUAUAAAGUAAGACCCAUGAUAGACAUGUGCAAAAAAUCUUUUAGAGAACAAUAUGAUCCCCCACAAAAUAUAAGUAUUGAUGAGGGUAUGGUUAAGUAUAAGGGUCGCCUCGGAUUUGUACAAUACAUGCCCAUGAAACCCACGAAAAGAGGUAUAAAAGUUUGGAUUGCUGCUGCGUCUGAUACAGGUUACGUACAUGCCUUCAAUGUUUACACUGGCAAAAGCCUCGACGGAGUACAAGAAAAAAAUCUUGGACACAAGGUUGUUAUGGACCUUAUGGAAACCAUGUUAUACGAGUAUCGACAUGUUUACUUCGAUAAUUUUUUCACUAGUAUUGAUUUGGCAAUCGAACUCUUGAAUAAAAAGACAUACUGCUGUGGUACUAUUCGGUCCAAUAGGAAAUACUAUCCACUAUCACAUGUUCAUAAACUUGCUAAAGGCAGUACCAAAUUUAUUCAAAGUAACAACUUGAUCGCAACAGCAUGGCAGGAUAAAAAGACGGUGCACAUUUUGUCUACGAACUGUGAUGCUGAAAUGUCGGUAGUACAACGCAGAACAAGAGCUGGAAUUAUUGAAAAUGUUUCAAAACCACUUUGCAUAAUUAAUUACAACAAAUGUAUGGGGGGAGUAGACUUGGGUGACCAGCUCCGCCAAUACUAUUCUUUUGGCCGUACAAGCCUAAAAUGGUGGCGCUAUUUGUUUUACUUUUUACUAAAUGUUGCAUGUGUAAACAGCUUUCUGAUUUAUAAGCUUCACAUGAAAGCACUGGGUAAAACCCCAAUGACUCAACUUGAAUUUCGUCAUUCGCUGGCUAAGUGUUUGAUUGGUGGAGCAGUUUCUAAAAGUUACAGACGCACCCCAAAACGUAAAUUAGAAAACUUGUUCGAUGAAAGCAACAUAUCUGGUCAUUCGCUAGUUCAUUUUUCUGGGCGCAAACGUGUGUGUGUUUUGUGCAGUGCCUCAGGAAAAGGUGCACCAAGUGGUAGAGGGAUCCAAUCGUCAUUCGGAUGCAAUAUCUGUUCUGUUAAUUUGUGUAAAACAUGCUUUCCACUGUACCACGCAUCUCAGUCAAAAUAGACAUUUGUAAUAACAAUGAACUUGGACCAAAGAUUUGUUGAUAUUUUGCUGAUUUUAAAAUGGACUAUGUUCUAGUUUUAAUUUUUACUUUUUAUUUA
This is a messenger RNA of Patella vulgata (common limpet), 2077 nucleotides long. RefSeq names its product piggyBac transposable element-derived protein 4-like. The coding region runs from base 231 to 1979 and encodes 582 amino acids. The record is from RefSeq and is a predicted model, not a curated record. NCBI's taxonomy places the organism in Eukaryota, Metazoa, Mollusca, Gastropoda, Patellidae. The transcript has a single exon.